Ceutorhynchus assimilis (cabbage seed weevil) is the source of this 2615-nucleotide messenger RNA. The record is from the annotation of a GenBank genome assembly. Lineage: Eukaryota; Metazoa; Arthropoda; Insecta; Coleoptera; Curculionidae.
UAGGGGAGUAGUUGUUUGCGUAAAAUCUAAUUAAAAUAAAGUCUGUUUUUCUAUCAAUUCAAAGAUACCAUCAAUGAGUGAAAACUAGAGUUUUUUAGUAGUUACCUUACAUUUCACAUUGCAACACAAAUCGUUUUGUGUUCUCGGUUCUGCGAUGUAAUUCGAUUACAAUUCAAUUGUUGCUGUUAUCUUUCUGGAUAGUAAAUAAGAAGUUAUUUCUCAUAAACAAUGCAAUGAUGACGAUUUACGUUUAUACUUAUUUCAAUUUUGUUAAGUUCGUUUUGUGACAUCAUUAUUUGCAUCCAGGAAAAGGUUGAAGGAGCAAAAAUGUCACCGUUAUGGAAGAAAACACAAUAGGUCUUCUGUGAAAUGGGUGGUUCGGUUAGCCAAGUGUUCCAAUCGGGAAGUGCACUACUGACUAACGGUCACGGACACAAAGUUUCAGAUUCGACCAGACAGAAAAUUCAAACGAUUUUCGAUGCCCUCACUGCGAAUCCUAAAAUUGGGGUGCAGAGAUUGGAAGGAUUGCUUCUUCAAAUUCCAAAGAAUGAAAACAUUCUAGCAAUUCACGACGAAACAGGCUACAAUUUAUUACAAAAAUGCGUCGGUGCAAAUAACGUGGAAUUAGUCCGUUGGUUAUUAGCUCGACACAGUGCUGCUGAUGUGAAUAGAUUUCCCUGUAGCUUACCUCUGCAUAUAGCUUGCUUGAAAGGUCAUGAAGAAUGUGUAGAGCUUCUUUUGAAACAUGGCGCGAAAAUCGAUGUUGAGGCCAGAAUGUGCUGGCCUGGUCCUCAUAGUAGUAAUUGUGAGGAGAGAGGAAAAUAUUGUGCAACAAUUCAGCAAGAAGAAAGCUGCAUAGAAAGAGACUCCAGAGACAACAGACCUCCGAGUAAGCUUCAGUCUGCAAUUUAUUAUGCUUUGGACGGUGAUCAAGUACAUACCCUCGUUAUGUUAGCACAGAGAACUGAAGACCCUUGGAAUGGAAUAUUUCGUGCUAGAAAACCUCUAUUGCAUGCAGCUUGUGAGCGUAAGGCAUGGACUUGUACGGAAUAUUUGGUGCAAGAACGCACUGAAGAAAUUCACAUUUUGAAAGACGAAUAUUAUCCUAUACAUUAUGCUGCUUCGAACGAUUUGAAGUUUUUGGAGCUGCUUAUUGCUGCAGGUGCUGAUACCACUGUUCGGACUUGUACCCAACAGAUGACGUUACUUCAUGUUGUUCUUCUUGUUGCUCACAAAUCCGCCGAAGAUACAAUAGCCACCAUACGCCUUCUACUAGAACAUGGCUGCAAAGAACUCAUAAAUGCCCCAGACAGCUUAGGCAACACACCAUUGCACGCCCUCAUAGUACGUUAUGCCCUAGAAGAGGCCCAGUAUGGGUACGAUAAAUGGAACAAAUGGGACGUGUUGCAUUUGGUGAGGUACCUCAUCCAGGCUGGUGCCAAACAAUCCAUAAAUCAUUCGGGAAAUUCGGCCUUGGCCUGCGUGUUGAGGCACGUCAGAGACUGGGACGUAUGCUACGAGUUACUUAAUAUGUUAUUGCAUGAAGAUGGUAAUCCAAAUGAAGUUGGCCGAGAUGGCUCUGUUCCCUUGAUGGUAUGCUUGGUACCGUUAAUAAACAAGGACCCUUUGCACCAUUUCACCCACAAUAUGAAAGUUUGUUAUUUAAACUGCAUCAGAAUCCUCCUGGAAAAAGGUGCCAAUCCAAACUGUAGUUACCGAGCUAAUCUCACACCGUUGCACGUGUUAGUGUUUACAGUAUCCGAAAACAUUACACUAAAUUGUGACGUGCAAAAGCAAGUGAAUUUUGAGUUUAUUAAGAAUCUAUUAAUCUUACUAUUAACACAUCGUCUCGAUCCUAAUGUGAAAGUCAGUACACGUACGCAACAUAUUUUACAAUCUUGCAUGGACAUGAUACAAAAUGUACGAGACUGUAAAGAUAUUCAUUAUGUGUACGAUUUAACAUUAACAUUAAUUCAAUAUGGAGCAAAUCCUGAUUUAAUACUAAGCAUGUCGGAAGCAAUAAAAAAUCACUCGUUACACUCGCAGAGCAUUUGGAAAACCAAAAAUUACAUUCUCUAUUAUUACAUAAUGUUAAUAUCACGUAAAGAAAACUUAAUAAUGGAUCCUAAUAUGACGUUUUCCAAAAUAAUCAUGCUACUUUAUUUUGUAAUGCAACACAAACCGUUAUUUGAGUGUUUGAAAAUUUUGCACACUCAACAGUUAAGUUUAGUUCCUGGUAAAAUGACAGAACCUUUAACAUAUAUUAUAAGAGACUUGUAUAGCAGACCAAGAACUUUGAAGCAAAUUUGUCGAGUUAGAAUUCACAACUGUUUGAGUCGCAGACCUGGAUUGUUUUUAAAUAAGUUAAAUUUACCAAAUCAGUUGAAGGAUUAUUUAUUGAGUUUUGAUCCGUGAGGUUUUUCUUUGACGACAUAAUAUUAUAUGAUGUAGGAAGAAAGUUCAAUUUUUAAAUUUGCACUGUUUUUCUACAUCCUGUGUUGUUAUUGAAAAUUGAAUUGUUGUCUAUUAAUGAAAAAAAUACUGUUAACGUUAUUGUUAUAUAAUUUUUUAUACUUGUGAUAUUCGAUUAAAUUAUAAUAGGCUAGACCUCAAUA